Molecule: messenger RNA, 2445 nt
Organism: Elaeis guineensis (African oil palm)
Lineage: Eukaryota; Viridiplantae; Streptophyta; Magnoliopsida; Arecales; Arecaceae
Product: squamosa promoter-binding-like protein 16
Cellular component (GO): nucleus
Molecular function (GO): DNA binding
Source: RefSeq, a predicted model, not a curated record
UAAUAAACAUAAUAUCCAACUUCACUGUGACUCCUUCCAAUAAUUGUAGCACAAGUCUCUGCAUGCCAGUGUCUGCAUCCAAAUGUGUAACCUUUGAUAAGGUGGGCAGCGUUGUGAGGGUCCUUAACCUACACCACCACAGUUCCCUUCUCUCUUUACAUUUAUUGUUCCCUGUGGAAUCCCUGUCAGGGAUUGAAUGGUUGGAAAGCCCCUAACCAAAUCAGUCUUCUGUUGCCCCUGCUGCAGUUGUCUGUAAGUACUGACCAGUCUUCAGUUCCUGGUCUUUUGGCUUGGUGCUUUUGCCCUUUUCCUUCAUCCCCUGUUCUCUCCAGUUUUAAUACUUUUUUAGAGGCUCUUCCAAGGUUCCUGUAAUACUAGUCUAUUUAGGCUUCUCAAGAUGAGAUUUUUCUGAUCUGGGCUCUAGUUCUUUUAUGUGUUCUUGGAUGUCCACUCCUGCUUUUUGAUUCUCUGCGUGCACUUUUAGGCUGUGUUUUUGGGCUUUUCAAGAUGAGAUUUCUUGAGCUGGGUUGUUAGAUUUGCUGCUUCCAUCUUGUUUCUUUUAAAUCCUUCUAUUCUUCUGUCUCUUUCCUCUGGAUUUUAUACUGGAUUCUAGUCCUUUUGUUUGUUUUUGAGUCCUUUUCUCUUCUUUAGCUUUGCUUAUCGAUGUUUCUUGGCUCAAGUUUGCUUCAUCGGUAUUGGUCUUCUUGUUUGGUUGAGUCCUUGUGGGAACUUGUGGAGGGGGAGGUGUGGUGGCAGGUGCUCUGUCCGAUGGACUGGUGAUAGAGGCAAUAAGUAGGAUUGAUAGAGAGAGGUGUGAGUGGGUGCGAGAGGAGAGUGACAGGAGAGGAAGGGAAACAACAAAGUAGAAGGAAAGAUAUUAAAAGAAGGCAAAAAGCAAGAGAGGAGCAGGGAGCAUAACAAAGCAGUAGACGAGUUGGAGAGGGUUGCUUUCAUGGAGUGGGAUUUAAAGAUGCCUCCUUGGGAUUUGGCAGAAUUGGAGCGUGGCACCGAGCCCAGUAUUGGUUCAGUGGUUGGUUCCAGCAGCGGCCCUGGGCAGCAGCCUAGCAGGCUCGAUUGUUCUAUUGAUUUGAAGCUUGGGGGUUUGGGAGAUUUCGGAUCGUCCAAUAAGUGGACAGACCAGCCCAGAGUGUCGACGAUGAUGGUGUCUACCUCCGGUCCAUCGAAGAGGCCUCGAGCCCCAAGCAAUGGCAGCCAGAAUGCUGCAUGCUCGGUUGAUGGUUGCAAAGCAGACCUGAGUAAGUGUAGAGAGUAUCACCGGCGGCAUAAGGUUUGCGAGGUCCACUCCAAGACCCCAGUAGUGAUGGUAGGUGGGCAAGAGCAGCGUUUCUGCCAGCAGUGCAGCAGGUUUCAUUUGCUGGUGGAAUUUGAUGAGGUAAAACGAAGCUGUAGAAAACGCCUUGAUGGGCACAAUAGACGUCGAAGGAAACCUCAGCCAGAUCCUGCAAAUUCUGCCACCUUGUUCACAAAUUAUCAAGGGACCAGGUUUUCAUAUCCUCCUAGCUUUCCAACUGCCACACCUGAGCCUAACUGGACCGGAAUCAUCAAAACUGAGGAGAGCUCACUCUAUGCGCAUCGCCCUCCCCUACAUCUCAUUGACAGGCAACAUCAUUUCUCUGACUCCCAUAGCUACAAUAAAGAAAGAAGGCAGUUCCCUUUCUUGCAGGAUAGUGAGACCACUCUCAGCAGCAGAACGGCACUCGAGACAGCUUCGGUCUGCCAGCCACUUCUUAAGGCCAUCCCUCCCUCAGAGAGCAGCAGCAGCAAGAUGUUUCCAGAUGGUUUAACACAAGUCCUCGACUCUGAUUGUGCUCUCUCUCUUCUGUCAUCUCCAUCUCAGAAUUCAAGCAUCAAUCUAUGCCCAAUUGUGCCAUCGGCCGAUCGGAUUCCCAUGGGUCAGCCUCUUGUUCCAAGUCUGCAGUAUGGUCUUGCUCGCUAUACUCAUUCACAGGCUUCCAAUAGUGUUUCGCCGACUGGAUUCACAUGUUCGGGGGUGGAGGAUGAGCAUGUGGGUACUGUUUUGGUUCCUGGUGCUAAUGAUGCCGAGCUUCACUGCCAGAGUAUUUUUCAUGUUGGAGGAGAAGGUUCCUCAGAUGGGGCCUCCCAAACUCUCCCGUUUUCCUGGCAGUAGUCAGAUUCUGUUCUAACAAGCCAAUCCUUUGAGUUUCUGCAUUCCUUUGGUUGUUAAAGCAAAGCUGUUCUCCCCCCUUUUCUUUCUUUUUUCUUUUCAUUUUAUUUAUCAUGAUCUAGAUGGAGAAUUACCAGUAUGUUGCUAAAUAACUAACCAGCGCUAGUAUUUAUGUAAUCGUUUGAGUUCUUGAUUAAGAUCCUCAAGAAAGAGACUGAGUUUAUAUCCAUGUUCCCAUUAUGGUUAUUUGUUUUACUAUACUGUUAAUCUUUGGGAAAAAUAUACAUACAUUGGAGAUU